Hypoxylon trugodes is the source of this 1778-nucleotide messenger RNA. RefSeq lists its product as uncharacterized. The coding region runs from base 1 to 1530 and encodes 509 amino acids. The record is from RefSeq and is a predicted model, not a curated record. The transcript has a single exon. NCBI's taxonomy places the organism in Eukaryota, Fungi, Ascomycota, Sordariomycetes, Xylariales, Hypoxylaceae.
AUGGCCCCCGAGCACAAAGUAAAACACAUACCCUUCAUUGUAGACUUCACCAACCGUCGUAAAGGCGAAAAAGACGACGAAGCACGAGACACAUGUGACGCCUGUGACAGUCCAGAACACGACUUAUUCUGUGAUGGCUGCGGCGAAGCUCGUUAUUGCUCCACCACGUGCCAGAAGGAGAACUCGGCCAUACACGACAUAAUGUGUUCUUCCAUUCAAGGCCAUUUCAAGCUCUCUAAACGACCAAGCCCAAGUCAUGUCCGAGCAGUUGUAUUCCCCGUCAAGUCGUCCGAGCCGAAAUUUGUCUGGUUAGACACCGAGAAUUUCGAACAAGACGUUAUCGACUUCCUGUGCGUUGAAAGAAAAGAUUUACUCCCACCGUCAGACAUCAAUGGCAGGAUUGGGCAUCGCUGGCUGCAUAAUGGAAUUCAGAUAUUCCACCCCGAUCUAGACCGGGAUUCCAACAAAAAGGGAAUUGAAGAGUUCAAUCAGUCUGUCGCUAUGCUCUCGAGGCCAGGGCUUAUAAAAUUUUAUUACGGUCCUAUGUUCUUCUGUAGCUUUAAAAAGGGGGUCGAAGAUAGAAAGAUGAUUUAUGAAGAUAUUACCACGAAGGAGUUUACCGCCAUCACCGACUAUUUUCUCGCGGAACAAGAUCCAUCAUCAAUCAUUACGAGUGUGCCAAGAUACCCAGCUGUAAAAAACAGCUUGGAAGGCGCUGAUUUCAAAGCAUGGACAGCCGUCAAGUUUAACUGCGCGGGCGAUCUUCGGCGACUUUCGUCAUUACUAGAUGGGCAGAUGUGGCCGUUUGUAGAGGAAGUCCUCGUAGGCUCUCACCCCAAAUACAGCAAUCGACGUCGUUCCCUGCUACCACAUAUGGCCGGACUCCCCUGGCUUAUGGAGCCCAUCUUCUACGACCAAUUGAAAACGAACGAAAGAGUUAAUUACGGAGGCCGGUACUUUGCGCUUGAGUAUAUCACACAGCCAGACGGAGAGCGUGUCUUGUCAACAUCCAUGAAUUGCGGUAGCGUACUUGUUUUAAACGAGUCCGGCGCUCCGAUCCAUCCAGACCAUGUUUUGGCAUUUUACGACUUCGCGCAGAUGCAAUUCCAGAAUAUAUACAAUCAUCACCCCGAUUUACACUCUAUGACUCCUUCCGGGAUGGACGGUGUCCUUAUAUCGCCAGCAAGCCUUCAACAGCUCUUCACUAAGGAGAAAUUCAUGAAAUACUGGCAAGAAUGGGUCGAUUUAUCCGACGUGAGCAUGACGAGGGCCCCUAACACUUCGGGAAUCAAUUGGUAUCCUUAUGCCCAUAUUUAUGAUUCCGCAUCUUGGUGGGAUCCGUAUCUCCUUUAUACGGAGGAGCCGGCUAAGGAUAACAGCGACAAGGUCGAUAGCCCCGAUACCACCGUUACGGAUGCAGAAGGCGGUAAUAUGGAUUCUCUAUUUGUUGAGUGCGACACCUCCCCGGAAUAUCGUCGUCAGUUCGUGAUUGAUGCCUUCAACUCCGUGGAGGAGGAAUUCACAUGGUAGUGGAUGUAGAUAGGGACUCGGGAUAGAUGAAAUAGGAUAAUAAAAUAAAUAAAAGAACUCUUUCACCCCGACAUUCUCUUGGUCAUCUAUCAGGGUUUCAAUAACUCAACAAUUCAAGCAGGAUAUCUGUUUCGAUUUAUAUAAUUACAUUUCAAUCGCCUCGUAUUCAAACCACUCCAUCUAAACAUCCAAAAGCUGAACUGAGCACUACUAAAAUAGCGACUCGAUUUCUAAUAGGGUAUUAUAGC